Messenger RNA from Sceloporus undulatus (fence lizard), 11119 nucleotides. Its product is annotated as leucine-rich repeat and fibronectin type III domain-containing protein 1-like protein. Lineage: Eukaryota; Metazoa; Chordata; Lepidosauria; Squamata; Phrynosomatidae. Gene Ontology annotation, molecular function: protein binding. The record is from RefSeq and is a predicted model, not a curated record.
CUGCCCUCCUGCCAAAAUUGUGCUAGUUUAAGAAUGGAGGCAUACAGGUUUGACGUCAUCUCCUAUCACACUUUCCCCCACAAUUGCACCUUGGCAAUCAAUGGUUGUGUGAUGUGCACUGCUAAAUGCCAUUCUCUGUGGCGCGGGGCUGCUGCAUGCACAUUCACGCAAAAGCCCUGCACUUCUGGGACGGUGGCGGGGGAGUGUUCGCAGCUGCCAAUGGCCUCCUGAAAUUCACGGUGUCACCGCACUUCUCUGGCGCUGUGUGUGCACAAUGCAGCAGUGAAGGAGAACCAUAUAGCCACAGUGCCAUAGCUCUUGCGCCCUUUCCAGGGUACAAAAAGAAGCAGCUUUUUGCAGCUCCUUUUUGUGCCCUGGAAAGGCCAGAUUGGGGCUGUGGCAUGUGGUUGCUGUGGCCCUGAUCUGGCUGAAAAAGGUGCGGCUGUGUGUAGAGCAACUAAGUGAACUGAAGUCAAUCCUUUCCUUGGGCAUUUGGCCUGAACACCAAGUGGUUUUCAGAUAUUUCCUGAUUGUCAUGAAUUUCGACUCCCCCUUGUCACUGUUUCGAGAACCUGCCACACUAAACUAUGGCCUUUUCCCUCAGCCAUGUGGGCUGACUUUCCAGCCGCCGACCCAGCAAUGCCUCCAUGCUGCCUGCUUCCUUCUCCCAGGCCCCACUCCUGCCCACAUGCUCUGCCUCUGUUCCUUCCUCCUCCUUGCUUUGCACAUUGUUUCGGCUAAUGCAGAAGAAGCCAUUGCAGCUGAUUUAUGGCAUUAACUGGAGGAAGAGGGGAUGGAUUUGAGUUUUGCACAUCAGCUCAAAAGAGCAGAGAUGGAUGAGGUGGGAGUUGUGGUCUUGGAGGGUGGGUGGGUUGGAGAGACCGUGAUGGGUCUUGACAGCUGCCCUUGGAAGUCAUCUGCAGAAUCCAGGCUCCUACGCUGCUGUGUCUCCGGUGCAGCCCUUAAGGGAGGAGAAGAGCCGGGAAGAGAGACAGAAGGGACUCAGAACUGCUGACAUGGACUCUUAUCUCUUCGCACCCCUCCCAAGCCAUGCGCAGAGAACAGAAACACAAAUCCCUUUAACACCAUGCAAUUUCUUUCCCAAAUCCUAUGGGCCUCAUUGCACUCCAGUUCUCAGCCUUCCUAACCUGGGGCGAAAUGAACUUUUCAUGUCCCACUUUGCAAGAGCGGAAGAACCGCAUGGCAGGAAAGCGAUAGUGUGAUAUAGACUCCAACUGUCCCGGUUUUGGCAGAGACGGUCCCAAAUCAUCCUCUAUCUUCCUACUUUUUCACCUGCUUCUCAAAUGCCCUGGUUUGGCUCUUCUCACUUUCCCUCUUUCUUGUGGAAUCCUGGGGUUUGUAGCUUUGAGAGGUACAAAUUCUCUAGUCACUAGUGCAAUGCUCCUCGCGCAUAUUUGAGCAAUUCUUUCUUACUAAUGUGCUUCUUCCAACAGUUUGUUUCUUCCUAAUGUGCCACAGGCUGAUCGCAUAUUUCUGCCAAUUGGCUGCAGUUUUUUCCUUUUUUCUUGAAACUUUGGAAGAGGUUUUUUUUGGAAAGUCUUGGAAACACAGAGCAGCAUCCAGAGACUCAUGACCUGCCCUCUCCAACAAUCCUGAUUUGACAGAGACGGUCCUAAUACACUCUUCCUUUUGCAGCUGCUUUUAAAUUGUCACAUAGAAGAUGGAGCAAGCUUGUUUUCUUCUGAACCAGAGACUAGAGGACAAACCAAUGGAUUCCGAUGACAAGAAAAGAAAUUCCACCUAAACAUCUCGAAGAACUUGUUGACUGUAAGAGCUGAUUGACAGAAGAAUAGACUGCUUUAGAGUUCCAGCAUCAAGCACUAAAUCACCUUCCUUGGUUGUUGCGGCUGCCCAAGGAACUCCGCACGAUUCCAAUAAAGUGGCACCUGUCUAAAGCACCUAUUCUUGCGCUGAAGAUUGCUUUGGAAGCCUGACUCCUUCCCCUAUUCUUUGCCACUGAAGGCUUUUCACCACCCGUUGUAUUCCACAAUGGCCCUGUUCUCUGCUGAUUUAAAAGCCAAGAGGUGGAAAACGGAGGAGAAGGAAAAGUAGAUGACGGCUUUGACAGAUUAAAAGCUUGCCAUGGGGCCUUCCUUGCGGUCGGUGGAAGGGGAUGGAGGCCCACCCAACGCAACUUGCUCCAAGUUUGGCCAGCUUUGGAUAGAAGGGCUUCUCAAGGCUCCCAGAGCAUCAUCAUCACCAUCACCAUCAUCACCAUCAUCACCAUCAUCAUCAUCAUCAUCAUCAUCAUCAUUGUAUUUCCAGCAAGCAAACAGCAGAACAGCAACAGAAGUCCCGGUUGGAUCCACGAGGACUGAAGGCCCUGGGAAAGCUGGCAAAGAGAUGUGCUUCAUUUCUGAGGAGCCUCCAGGGUCCCAAGGAGAGGCUGGAUGUGAGCGAAAGCAGCGGCUUGGAAGAAAUUCCAAGGGCCAACGUACCUCCAGUGAAAACAAAUGCCUUGAUUUUUCUCUUACGGAGCCCCAGUGCUGGACCUUGGACAUCGCUACGUAUUCAUGGUGGCUUUGGAGGAACCCAAGAAGAGUACAUUAUAAAAAUGCAGAUGUCGAAGCAAACUCCUAAUGUCUGGGGGAUGGUAAAGCUGCUGCUUUAGAAAUGGCAACUCAGACACCAUCACAAAACGUUUCGACACGGCGUGUGCAUGUGCGUUUCUGCAUGGAAAUGUCCUUUUCAGUCUCUGCUGUUUCCAGGACAAGCCUGUCAUUACAUUUGCAUCUGGAAUACAUUUGUGGGUGCCAUCUAACAUUCCCACAUCUGCAUGGCAUGCAGAUGCGUCUUCUUAGUUUUCCUUUUUUAGGGGUGCGUGUGUGUUUCCUUUCCAAAGCGAGAGGAAAGGCUCGGGGUUGGCGGGCGGCUGUUUUUCCAAAAGCAGACGUCGAUUACAACGUGGAAGAAUUUUAAUUUGUUAUUUGGAGGGGAAACUGGAACAUGCCUGCUAGCGUCGAAACGCCAGCCUGCGUCAAAAGGGUUUGCAUUAUUUCUAGGAACUGUGAUUUGGUUUAAACUCCAGCAAGCCUCAAGAAACCUUUUUGUCAUUGACCCAUCUCCCGCUGGAGGGAACGACGGACCAUUUGAUGAUGGGCAUCUAGUGCGCUUUGGACAGUGUUGAACAAAUCGGAGCCUCCUGCUCUCUUGCAUUUUUAUUCUCUGGUGCAUCUGGUGAAUCUGCUUUAGGUCUUAUUCCCGGCUCUAAAGGAGCUAUCCAAGUGCUGAACCCUCUCUCCAAAACAGGUUCACACUUUGGAUAGCUCUUUUCAAAUCUUAAAGCCACUAUGCCCCCAACAUGGGCACCUUUGGCUGUCCCUGGUACUUAGGGGCAAUUCAUAGUUUUCAUGGCCUUCUAAGGUCCAAUUUGCACUGCAGAAAUGAUGCACGUUGACAUCACUUUAAGUGCUGCUGCUCCAUCUGAUAGAAUUCUGGGAUUUGUAGUUUUGUGAGAUAUUAAGACCUCUCUGUUGGAGAGCUCUGGUCCCACAACAAACUACAAAUCCCAGGAUUCCAUGGCAGUUAAAGCAGUGCCAAAUUGGACUGUUUCUGCAGUAUGGGUGCAGCCUGCAUUGGCUGUCUGGCUACCAUAGACUGCCCAAAAGACAAAUAAAUGAGUCCUUAGGCAAAUCAGGCCUAAACUCACAUUAGAAGCCAAAACGACUAAACUGAGACUAUUAUAAUUCGUACAGAUCAUGGCAGGGCAUGACUUACUGGAGAAGACAACAAUACCAGGGAAAGCAGAAGGCAGUAGGAAAAGAGGAAGGCUACAAUACAGGUUCAUUGACUCCAUCUAGGAAGCCACAGCCCAAAGUUUGCAAGGCGUGAGCAGGACUGUCAACCAAAUGUUAGGAAGAAUGUCUGGAUGGUAUGAACCAUUCAACAGUGUCAUAGACUGCCUUGGAGGGUGGUAGGUUCUCCUUCGUUGGAGCUCUUUAAACAGAAGUUGGUGUCCACCUUCUUGGGAGUGCAUUAGUUGCAUAUUCCUGCCGAACGGGGUUGAACUAGAUGACCCUUGAGGUUCCUUCCAACUCUUAUGAAUCUGUGGUCUCUCACUGACAAUACUGUCAAAAGUUGGUGGGCUUGACAGCCCAUAACAACAGGUUACUAUAUUGGAACUUGAUGUUUCAUCCCCUUUCCUAAUGAUUCCCAGUGUGGGAUCCCUGGCUAGGCUGACAUUUUCAUUGGAGCAUGACUAGAGAUGGAAAGAAAAACCCGUUGUUAUUCAUUUCCCCUUUGAGAAAAGGGUUUUUCAAUGGUUGAGAAGAAUAACACAACAGUAAGAGCUUUGUGCGGUUGUUUUUCUCCUGGUAACCACACAUCCUGAAGUGUUCUGCACAGACAUCUAUGUGGUUUUUCCCCUGCCUUUAAAAAUGCAUGUGUAUUGUUGGGGGGGGGGGGGGUUGCAUAGAAAACGUGGGUUGGCGUUUUGCUUGGUGCUUGCAUAAGCGGCCUUACAUGUGCAGAUAAGAGGACCGAACAGUUUUGCCAUAAUGUCACAAUGUAUGGGCAUCCAUUGGACACUGGUAGCCAGUGGAGUGACUGAUGGACCAUGACCCAUGUGCAAUGGCCACCAAUGGACAUUAGGCUGCUUGCCAGCGCGCAUAGGGAUACUGGGCAUGGAAGUGCCAGAACCCAAAGGGAGUGCCUGCUGUGCAUCAGACAUGCCCAUCAAAGCAUUCUUGCUGGUGCCUAGGUAGGCACUGUCACAACUUCCCAAAACGUUUCUCUUGCAUUUUGGCAACUUAGUUGUUCUUACUGUGUGCCUUCAAGUUGUUUCUGAUUUAUGGCAAACCUACGGUUCACCUUUCAUAGGGAUUUCUUGGAGGGGGCUUGCCAUGGCCGUCCUCUGAGGCUGAGAGAGUGUGAUUUGCCCAGGGACAACAAAAUGGAUCUCAUGGCUGAGCAGGGAUUUGAACCUUGUUCUCCAGAGUGCUGCUCAAGCUACUACAUCAUGCUGGAUGUCUGGCAACAUGGAUGCAUAAAGUUAUGCACCAUCGGCCAUGACGCAUAAUCUUGGCUAUGGGCAUUAUGUGCAAAAACAUUCCUUCACGCAACUGUCUGCCCAACCUGGAUUUCUGUUCCUGGUGGAAGAAGGCAACCUCCAUCCUCCUGCCUUGAUCUCCCAAUGACUGAACUGGUCACUAUACUCACAAGUUUUGCAUUUCUGUUGCAUUUUCCUAGGCCCUUCACUCCAUGCAUCUGAGGAAGUAAGUCAAGUCUACCAAGGUUUAUGCUACCAACUUGAGAGAGGCAAUGGCAAACCUGCUCUUUCUCUCAUUUAGUCUCAACAGUCUUACAAGAUUUGCAAGUAAUUCCCUUGAGUACUUUGGGAUGUGCAAAUGCACAUUUUUUUGUGGACAUCCUUGAAUGCAAGGGUAAAACAGACAAAACUUUGCAUUCCUAUGAUUCUUCCAAAUCCCUGCCAGGAUUCUUCUUUCAGGGUUGUGUCUAAGUUUUGCAAAUGUUAUAUACCCCCAUACAAUGUGCAGUUAUUAUAUACUUGUGUGUGCAAAUGCCAAGAGAGAGAGAUUGAGAGAGAGAGAGAAUGUUUCGGUGACUCCAGUUGUAUUAUGAUAGCAAGCCUUUGAGUUACACAGAGCUAUUUGUUCCGCUUUUCACGUUUCUCUGCUACUAACAGCUUCGGGCAGAAAACGGACGAAAAAGUGCUAUUAAUAUCUUUGCUGAGCCAGACAGCCAGGGCUAAUCCCUGGCUGGAAAUGCUGAGUUUCCCAAACCUGCCCGAAAUUGGGUUACAGCCAUGGCUGCACUCUUUCAAACUGGAAAGAAGUGGGAAAAGAAGAGGCUCAAUGGGAAGAUCCUGGUAUGGCAUUGUUGGUAAGCGAGAGCUGCUUGUGGUGCAGCGGUUUGAGUGAUGGAUUUGACUUUGGGAGACCAGGGUUUUUAAUCUCAUCCAUGGAAACCCAUUGGGUGACCUUGGGAAGGUCACACUCUCUCAUAGCUUUUUGUGGGUUUUUUAGGCUAUGUGGCUGGGUUCUGUCUAGAAGGGUUUAUUCGCCAGUGUCUGUGGCAUUCUCCAAAGAUGCCGGCCACAGAUGCUGGUGAAACAUCAGGAACAAACUCUUCCAGAACGUGGCCGCAGAGCCCCAAAGACCCACAAAAACACUUCUGUAGGCAUUUGUAGGUCCUCCAGCAUGACUCUGUGAUCAACUUCUGGUCGAUGUGGGCCAUAGAGUUGCACUGGAGGACCUGAAAAUCCCUAAAGAGGUGUUCUCUUAGGUAAAAUGAACAGCCUUUUUCUAUGUGUGGUGUUUCUCAGAUUCAAAGGGGUCCUUCAAUCUUAAACCCAGCAAACGUGGAGGAGCCACUGCAGAAGAAGGCUUCAAAGGGGAGCCAUGGCAAGGGGCUGGGUGCCUUUAAGAGCCACAGGGGGCGUGGCUUGCAUUGUCCACGCCCCUCUCUGCAUAUGCAUGAGCCAAAAAAAUCCCCCCCCUCCUUUUCUUCUUUUGCAACCUGGGAGGAGGGAAGGCACAGCCUCCCUUUUGCAUCCAUCUCCAUUUGCUUCUGCAAGCCUUUCUCCUCGCCUGCAUCUGGAAGCCUCCUCCAUCGUCCAGGGCCUUUCUUCCUUUGCAAGCCCUCCGAGGACUCACCUGGCACCGGCUUAGCUUGCAUGGGAUUUGCAGGCUUGGGCUUGCCCUUGGCAUCUUCAGACCCUGGGGAAGCUUGGUGCUGCCAGCCUGGGUUGGCAAGGGGGGCAACUAGCCCUUCUGACCACUGGAUCUGGAAGGGAGACAUCCUUCCCAUUGCAACGCCCACUUUGCAAAACCCCAGCCUUGCCAGUUUAAAGAAGAAAGAAGGACCUUCCUUUGGCUGGCACUCAGUUGGCUACACUCAUCCUUGUUUUGCUCUCCAAGGAAGAAGGAGAAAAAGGAUCCGCCCAGGUUUAUUUUAUUUUUACCUUCCUUGCCCAGAGGAACUGAAUGCCCCCCUUUUUUAAAAGGAUGGUUUGCUUUAAUGGCAUCUGAUGGCUGCUUUGGAAAAGGGCUGGGGACUUCUCCAAGAAAGAAAGACUCCCGUGACUUUGACUGUUCCUAGGAAUGGGCCAGGACUGUGCCAGUUUCUCCUCCUGCCAGCCUAAGACUCUAGCCAUUGAAUUCUGGUUUAAUGGAGGAUAUUUUGGGUAUGUUUUAAUUGUACUGGUUGUUUGUUUUUAAAUAUUGUAAGCCCUAUGAGUCUCAAUUUUAGGAGAAGGCCGGGAUAUCAUCAUCACCACCACCAUCAUCAUCCUAGCCCUGGGGUUCCCCAUCGAUUUGCUGGCUAGGAUGCCAAGGAAGAUGCCAGCCUCUUCUGCCUGGUAUCCUUCCCUCCCUUGACCAACUCUGGUCCUCCUUUGGAGCAUCCAAAUCCUCCUUUGGAGAGGUGAAAGAGGGGGGAAACCGAAUAAAAGAGGUGUCCUGCUGGCUUGCUAGGAUGCCAAGGAAGAUGCCAGCCUCGUCUCCCUGGCAUUCUUCCUCCUCUUGACCUAGCUCUGCUCCUCCUUUGGAGCAUCUUCAAUUGGCGCAUCCUCCUUUGGAGCAUCGGAUGCUGAAAAGGGGGACCCUAAUAAAAGAGGUACCCAGGUGGCACUGGGGUUUCCCUGUGCCCCCUCUUGUUGGGGGAUGCCCACCGUGGGCCUUGGCUAACCCAUCCAAGGAGGAGAAGCUGAAAGGAGAGAAGAGAAGGAAGGAGAGACUCUGAGGCUUGCAAGAGCCCUGUCCAGCUUUGCCUUCCCUGGGAGGGAGGCUUUGCAAGGGCGAGGAAAAGGAAGGGCGACCGAGGGGUGUGUGCCUGUGUCCCUGUGCCACCUUAACCCCUGCCUCGCCUGCCUCCAAAAGGAAGAGACAGAAGAGCCAAGGCAACUGGAUGGGGAUGGGCUUUUCUCCUGGUUCUGGGCACCUUUGUGCUUGUGGUCUCCUUUUUCCUCUGGAAUCCCCAAAGGGUGAGGGUCCCUUGGUCUUCCUUUUGCAUCUCUGAAUCUUGAGGGCCACCGCCCUGGCAGAAGGAAAAAACCAACCCUCCUGGUAUUGUUCCUGUCGGUUUUGCAGCAUCCCCACGCCCUGGGCUUUCGCUCUCUAAAGGAAGAGGAGAAGAUUUUAGUACCAAAGGCUUCUUUUGGGGUGGACUCCAAGCAUCCUCUUUGGAUUCUAAGCCUUUUUGGGUUGCUGGGUAUUGCAAUCCUUGGCCCCUUGGCCCCUCUUUCUCCCGCCUUGUUUCCUUGGCAUUGCUAGCUUCCAAAGACUAUUCUGAUCCCCACCAUUGUAAUUUUUCUUUCUUAGUGUGGGGCCGAGACUCUGUAGCCGCCUGGCAAAGACAAAGAAGGGCCUCCUGAUGAUGGGCAUGGCAGUCCUCUGUCUGCAGCCAGAGACCUGGACCACUGCUGCCCUAGACUUGGAGGUCCUCGGACGUCGCAGAAGCAUGGGCGGCCCAGGAGGAGAAGCAAGGCGCCUGGAGGAAAGAGAUUGAAAGCCCCCCAUGGGACCCCAGAGCUGUGGAGCAAGGGUCUCCCUCUGAUGGUGCCAUGGAGCGCCUGCUGCUGUGUGUCUUGGUGCUGCUGAGCAGCUUGCUCGCCCGAGCCCAAGUGUGUCCCAAGCGUUGCAUGUGCCAGAACCUCUCGCCAUCCCUGGCUAUCCUUUGCACCAAGACGGGCCUCCUCUUUGUGCCCACGGUGAUUGACCGCCGUACGGUGGAGCUCCGCCUGACCGAUAACUUCAUAACUGUCAUCCGCCGGAAGGACUUCUCCAAUAUGACCAGCCUGGUACACCUCACCCUCUCCCGCAACACCAUCAGCCAAAUCCUGCCCUAUGCUUUUGCUGAUCUGCGGGGAUUAAGGGCCCUCCACCUUGACAAUAACCGUCUCCUCCUGAUUGGACCCGACCAACUCAAAGGGUUGCCCAAUUUACGCCAUCUCAUCCUCAGUAACAACCAGCUGCAGGACAUCUCCCCAGGAGCUUUCGAUGACUUCGCUGGCACCUUGGAGGACUUGGAUCUCUCCUACAACAACCUGGUGCAGGUCCCUUGGGACACCAUCCGCCGUCUCAACAAUGUCAACUCCCUCAACCUUGACCACAAUUUGAUAGAUUAUGUCCCUGAAGGAGUCUUCACCAACCUUCUCAAGCUGGCACGCUUGGACAUGACCUCCAAUAAGCUGAAGAAGAUCCCUCCUGACCCCCUCUUCCUCCGCAUCCCUGUCUACGCCAAGUCUAAAGGCUCCCCUCUCUCUUCACUGGUCCUCAGUUUCGGAGGGAAUCCAUUGCAUUGCAAUUGUGAGUUGCUGUGGCUACGGAGGCUCACCAGAGAAGAUGACUUGGAAACUUGUGCUUCUCCACCAGACCUCCUGGGGAAAUACUUCUGGACUAUCCCCGAGGAGGAAUUUAUAUGUGAGACUCCAUUCAUCACCCGCCAUACGGGGCCAUUAGUAGUGAUGGAAGGGGAAGGAGCGGUCCUUCGCUGCCGCGGGGUGGGUGACCCGGAACCUUCUAUCCAUUGGGUCUCCCGGGAAGGCAAAGUCAUAGCCAAUACUUCCCGGACCAUCUCCUAUGACAACGGCACCCUGGAAAUUCUCAUUGCCACUGUCCAAGACACUGGGAACUUUACAUGUAUUGCCUCCAAUGCCGCUGGAGAAGCCACCACUACCGUUGAGCUGUUGGUCAACCCAUUGCCUCAACUCUCCAACAGCACUGCUUCCAAGAUGCCUGAGGCCGCCGGGCCCUCUGAUAUCCUUACUUCGGCCAAGGCUGCCCUUCCUGUGAGUGCCAAUGAAACCGGGGCCACUCCAGAGAAGGGGGUGGCAGCUUCUGAGGUCUCAUCUUCCUCGGUGCUGAUCCACUGGUACCCUCAGUGGCAUGUUCCUGGCAUCCGGAUGUACCAGAUCCAAUACAACAGCUCCUCGGAUGACGUCUUAGUCUAUAGAAUGAUCCCCCCAACCAGCAAAGCCUUCUUGGUCAAGGACCUGGCCUCCGGACGGGAUUACCACCUGUGCGUCUUGGCCGUCUAUGAUGAUGGAGUGACCUCCCUUACGGCCACAAGGAGCCUCGGCUGCACCCAGUUCAGCACUCCGCAGGAUGGGCUGCAGUGCCAUUCUCUCCACACUCAAUUCUUGGGGGGUACCAUGAUAAUUAUAAUUGGGGGGAUCAUUGUGGCCUCUGUCCUAGUCUUCAUUAUCAUCCUUAUGAUUCGGUACAAGGUCUACAGUGCCCAAGAUGAGCACAAGAAAGCAAAGGUCAACAACGUCUAUUCUCAGACCAACGGCAACCAGCCUCCGUCAGCCACUGCCAUGCCCUGCUCAGCCUCCAGACCCGAGGGUUGGGCUGUGGACAGCUCAGCAAUGGUCAGGGCCAGGAGGGACUGCAGUGUCCUUGCAUUGAGCAAGGACUGUGAGAAAGGUUCAUGGACCCAGCCUCAGGAUACGGGGCCUGAAGAAGCACCAUCUCCUCGCAGGAGGAGGUGGUCACGGACUAACAUAGACUUCCAUAACAAUUGUUCUGGCCCCAGUCCUGAGGCCUCCAGAGCAGAAGAGCAAGAUGCCCAGCUGAUGCCCCCUGCUGGCGAGAGAAAGAAUGGUAGCGAAUGGACAGAUGUCAAGAUCUGAGCUCCGUCGAGGGGCCCACGGUGUGGGAACGAGGCACGGCUAGACGGGGACCCCAAGAUUGGUGUGUUUGCAAACAACCCCUCCUGGACAUCCCUCAGGUCUCUGGACCUCUCACCUCCGUGGGUCAACAGCAGGACUCCAAACUUGCCCACCUGUGUCGGAUUGGGUCCACCUGGGAGGGUUGAGCCGGGGCUGCCAGGAGGGGCCACACCAAGCGGCUGGGAGGUCCAAUCCCCCGUCUCCGCACCAUUCCUCAGCUCUCCCACUGCCACGGUGCUGCUAAUCCCAGGGGAACGUGGGAUGGCACCCUCCGGAUCCCCAUGCGCACCUUGCGUGGGAGAGAGGGGCCAGGGUCCCUGCGUUCGGUGGGGUCACAUCCACUCCCACGACUCUCACCGGCACCAUUUUUACCAGACUCACGCGUGGGCCUCUUUUCUAUGAAGCUCUUUCUGUUUUUCUAAACCAUGUCUGCAGUUUUCUAAUAAACGGAGUGGGAAAUGAGUGGUA